AUGCGCACAGCAACACACAUCGAGAACAUCGUCUGGGCCGAUGUCGCAAAUGACGGUCGAGUUUUGGCAUCCCGAGAUGAGCGAUAUCGAACGGUCUCGCCCGUAUCGCGACUAUAUCAAGCCCUGAGAAUGAUGCCUCAUCUGACGAGCCUACGCGUCUUCGACUGCCGCCAAGGACUACAAGCACCUGAUAAUUUGAGACUCCAUGGGCGUGUACAACUCCGAUCUGAGGAAGCUUUGUUCCCCAAUGAACAUGUGAGGAUGCGCCUUCAGAUAUAUGAGCUCCAUCACGAGCCUAGGAGUCGGUCCCUGCUCUUCGUCAAAGUCCAGCCCGACACCGUCCGGACCCUGCGCCUGUCCGGGAACUGUACCCUACCGAAUAAUCUCUCGACGACAUCUCUGCGCUCGCUGGUUUUGGAUACAGUUACAGGGUCUUAUCUCGACCUGAGAUCUCUACAUGAAAUUUUUGUCGGAGCAAACUUGGACGAUUUUGCAUAUCGCAUGGGCCAUCCGUUGGCGUUCGAAAUGCGCGACUCGCACCUCCACUCUCUUCCUCUCCUAGGACGCAAUCUUCGAAGACUCGUCUUAUUGGGCUGUAGUCGAUUUUCGUCGAUCUCCUUGCAGGAGGUGCUCGCUGGCCUUCACGAGCUAAAGCAUCUUGCUCUAGACAUAAUCACUGUGCUCGACUCGGAUCUGAAGCACGACUUCAUUUCGCCCCUUCCCGUGUCGCUCAUACGUUUCAAGUUCUCUAUCUCAAACGAGAAAUCGACCGUUGAACAUAUUGAAGAGGAGACGUUGCUCGCCAACGCUGUCGAGUUGCUACUCCGGCGCCGUAAUCCACCCAAACUCACGUACUUGCAUCUGAGGGACGCCAUCUUCGACCGGGGCGGGAGACGUACGCGUUUGCAGCAUAUUGCCAAGGCGCAUGAGGUCAGACUGGUGCUUGGGGACUGGAGGAACGAAAAUGACAUGUACGAUGAGGAGAUCAUGUAG
Molecule: messenger RNA, 993 nt
Organism: Peniophora sp. CBMAI 1063
Lineage: Eukaryota; Fungi; Basidiomycota; Agaricomycetes; Russulales; Peniophoraceae
Source: the annotation of a GenBank genome assembly